Molecule: messenger RNA, 1425 nt
Organism: Ustilaginoidea virens
Lineage: Eukaryota; Fungi; Ascomycota; Sordariomycetes; Hypocreales; Clavicipitaceae
Exons: 3
Coding region: 1-1425 (474 amino acids)
Biological process (GO): regulation of transcription by RNA polymerase II; chromatin remodeling; box C/D snoRNP assembly
Cellular component (GO): NuA4 histone acetyltransferase complex; R2TP complex; Ino80 complex
Molecular function (GO): DNA helicase activity; ATP hydrolysis activity; ATP binding
Source: RefSeq, a predicted model, not a curated record
AUGGCCGCACCAGUAGUGACCGUGUCCGAAUCAAAGGACCUGCGCGGGCUGAACCUGAUCGCGGCUCACUCCCACAUUCGAGGCCUCGGAGUCGAUGCCACCAGUCUCGAGCCCCGAGCCACGUCGCAAGGCCUCGUCGGUCAAGAAAAGGCCCGAAAGGCCGCCGCCGUGAUCCUGCAGAUGAUCAAGGACGGCAAGAUUGCCGGCCGCGCAGUCCUGAUUGCCGGUCCGCCAAGCACGGGAAAGACCGCCAUCGCCAUGGGCAUGGCGCAGUCCCUCGGCCCCGACGUCCCCUUCACCUCGCUCGCGUCGUCGGAAAUCUUCUCGCUGGAAAUGUCCAAGACGGAGGCCCUGACGCAAGCCUUCCGCAAGUCGAUCGGGGUGCGCAUCAAGGAGGAGAGCGAGAUCAUGGAGGGCGAGGUGGUCGAGAUCCAGAUCGACCGCAGCGUCACCGGCAGCACCAAGCAGGGCAAGCUGACCAUCAAGACGACCGACAUGGAGGCCGUGUACGACAUGGGCGGCAAGAUGAUUGACGCCAUGACCAGGGAGCGCGUCAUGGCGGGCGACAUCAUCUCCAUCGACAAGUCGUCGGGCAAAAUCACCAAGCUGGGCCGGUCGUACGCGCGCUCGCGCGACUACGACGCCAUGGGCGUCGACACCAAGUUCCUGCAGUGCCCGGACGGCGAGCUGCAGAAGCGCAAGGAGGUGGUGCACACGGUGACGCUGCACGAGAUCGACGUCAUCAACUCGCGCACGCAGGGCUUCCUGGCCCUCUUCUCCGGCGACACGGGCGAGAUCCGCAGCGAGAUCCGCGACCAGAUCAACACAAAGGUGGGCGAGUGGAAGGAGGAGGGCAAGGCCGAGAUUGUCCCCGGCGUGCUCUUCAUCGACGAGGUGCACAUGCUCGACAUUGAGUGCUUCUCCUACGUCAACCGGGCGCUCGAGGACGACCUGGCCCCCGUCGUCAUCAUGGCCAGCAACCGCGGCAACGCCCGCAUCCGCGGCACCAGCUACCGCAGCCCGCACGGCCUCCCCGUCGACUUCCUCGACCGCGUCGUCAUCAUCAACACCCACCCCUACGCCGCCGAGCACAUCCGGCAGAUCCUGUCCAUCCGCGCGCAGGAGGAGGAGGUCGACGUCUCCCCGGACGCCCUGGCCCUCCUCACCAAGAUUGGCCAGGAGGCCGGCCUCCGCUACGCCAGCAACCUCAUCAGCACGUCGCAGCUCGUGUCUGCCAAGCGGCGAGCCAAGCAGGUCGGCGUCGAGGACGUCCAGCGCAGCUUCCAGCUCUUCUACGAUCCCAGCCGAAGCACCAAGUUUGUCGCCGAGUCCGAGAAGCGGCUGAUUGGCGACGACGGCGCAGUGGAUUUGUCGGUGGCGGCGAACGGACCAGCCGCCAGCGCCGAGAAGAUGGACCUGAGCUAG